Messenger RNA from Triticum turgidum subsp. durum (durum wheat), 1425 nucleotides. The record is from the annotation of a GenBank genome assembly. Lineage: Eukaryota; Viridiplantae; Streptophyta; Magnoliopsida; Poales; Poaceae.
AUGAGGAAGAGCUGUGGCCUCAACUCCGGCCCCGGGCGGCCCUUCAACGACCGCCGGUGGCUGCUCCCCUUCCUCGCGAGCCUCCUCGUGUCGGUCACCCUCUUCCUGGCCGCCGCCUGCGGCCUCUUCUCACCGCCCUAUUUGGCCGGCGACGACGCCUUCCUCGUCGACGUCGUCUCGUUCACCGACUGGGACGAUGGAGGCUCACCGUCGCAGCGAGACAGCGGCCAGUCAGUGGAACCCGAGGCCAAGGACCCGCUGCUGGAUGACAACGACAACCCCGACAACGCCGCCGUGAACUCGGACGACUCCGACGCCGAGCCGCCCAGGCUGGCGUAUCUCCUGGAGGGCACCAAGGGCGACGGCCUGCGGAUGCGGAGGGUGCUGCAGGCGAUAUACCACCCGCGCAACCAGUACAUCCUGCACUUGGAUCUGGAGGCGCCGCCCCGGGAGAGGAUUGACCUGGCCAUGUACGUCAAGGGGGACCCGAUGUUCAGCCAGGUCGGGAAUGUGCGGGUGAUCGCCAAGGGCAACCUGGUCACGUACAAGGGGCCGACGAUGGUCGCCUGCACGCUCCACGCCGUGGCGAUCCUCCUCAAAGAAGGCUUGGAGUGGGACUGGUUCAUCAACCUCAGCGCCUCGGAUUAUCCCCUCAUGACGCAAGAUGAUAUACUUCAUGUGUUCUCGUCUUUGCCAAGAAAUCUUAAUUUUAUAGAGCACAUGCAAAUAUCUGGAUGGAAAAGGAUCCAAAGAGCAAAACCCAUAGUUCUGGACCCAGGGCUUUAUCUGUCAAAAAAGUUUGACCUUUCUACGACACCUGAGCGGCGAGAAUUGCCAACAUCUUUCAAAUUAUAUACUGGUUCUGCUUGGAUAAUGCUCACGAAAUCCUUCCUGGAGUACUGCAUAUGGGGUUGGGAUAAUCUCCCACGCACCCUCCUGAUGUACUAUGUCAACUUCAUCUCCUCUCCAGAAGGUUAUUUCCAUACUGUGAUCUGCAACUCUGAUGAGUUUCAGGGCACUGCAGUUGGUCAUGACCUGCACUACAUUGCCUGGGACUACCCUGCAAAACAGCAUCCGCUGACCCUCUCCAUGAAGGACUUCAACAACAUGGUCAAGAGUGGCGCGCCCUUUGCACGGAAGUUUCCAAAGGAAGACAAGGUCUUGGACAGGAUCGACCGUGAGCUUCUGCACCGCUCUGAAGGCCGGUUCACUCCUGGGGCAUGGUGUAAUGGGAGCUUUGAAGGAGGGGCUGACCCUUGUUUGUCUAGACAGGAAGACUCUGUUUUAGAGCCUGGUCCAGGUGCUGAGAGGCUGCGCGGCUUGAUGAAGAAGGUGCUGUCAUGGGAUUACCGCAACGGCAGCUGCUCAACUCUCUCGUACGAUCAAACAAAGAGAGACUGGUAUGUUCCCAAAAGUAAAGGAUAA